Triticum aestivum (bread wheat) is the source of this 1302-nucleotide messenger RNA. RefSeq lists its product as uncharacterized. The coding region runs from base 638 to 994 and encodes 118 amino acids. The record is from RefSeq and is a predicted model, not a curated record. Lineage: Eukaryota; Viridiplantae; Streptophyta; Magnoliopsida; Poales; Poaceae. The transcript is spliced from 3 exons.
GGAGGAGUGUUAUCAGAAUAAGGUAGUUGACCUGCAGAAUAAGGUCUUAGGGGAUGUUAUCAUAAUAGACUCCUUAUUGUGUUUCUCUCUAGAGAUGACAAUCAGGAGCACACGUCCUUGGGAUCCGGACCAGCAACUUUCCUUCUUUGCAUUUAUUUCAUUUUAUGUGAUUGGUAGGUAUUUCCUCUUAUAGAUGAUUUAGGACCACGGUCCCCUCGCUAUAGCCCGGUAGGCUCAGUGGGUAGGCUGCCAAAGCUGCAGCGACGCAGCCCUCGGCCCGCGCGCAGCGGUCCUCAGCCCACGAACGGUUCCAGCUCGCUGACGGUGCCUAGCCUGGAAAAGGUUCGUGAGUUUCUAAAAAAAAGGUUCGUGUUUUUUUACACCAAAAUUGCCCCGUCUCUAACUCUCUAUCAACCCCCUCAUUUUUUUCUCUCCCCCACCCCUAUCCAAAUCUGAACCGGGCUCUCCUCUCGCUCCUCCCCAUGGCACGGCGGCCCACCAUCGCGCCUCCUCACUGCCCCCCUCCCCUCCCUCUCCCUUCACUACUGCCCCGUCGAGCUAGCAUCUAGGGACCGUAGCUGUGGCCAUGGCGGCCUUGCCUACGGGGAUCAUCUGAUCAGCGAGCGCGGCCGCAGAGAUGGACAGGGACGAAACGGCCGUCGACGGGGAUGGAGAGCACGUCCAGCACAUCCUCCUCGCCAUCGACAACUUCACCCGCAAGGUAUCUGAGAUGCUGGACUCCGGACGCGCCAUGUUCAAGGACCUCGGCGCCGUCUUCGAGGACCGCCUCAGUAGAGAGUGGAGAAGUGGGAGGAUGAGAUCAGGGGAGCUGCGCGCCCGCGCCGCCGCCAACGAGCAGAUCCGUGACCCCCUUUUUUUUAGUUUUUUCCCAUGUCCACCUAUGUAUGCAGUUCUGUAUCUUGGCUGUGUCCGCUCUCCGCUGGCAACGAGCAGUGACGCUGCGUGCAUUAGCUGUGUGUGCUGCAUGGAUUAGCUACCUCCCCCUCCGCAUGAGUUGUGUGUGCUGCGUGGAUUAGCUGGAUUGGAGACGAAGAUCUCUCCAUUGACGACAACUCCGUGAACCUGUGCUUCAUAUUUGGGAUUUUUCCUCUUUUCUUCUGCCUUGGUGCUUACCUUGGACUGCAGCCGUUCAAUGAAACAGUGUGGUGGAUUAAACUCUUCCUUAUUGUCGUGCUUUAUUUUUGGUUCUGGUUCUAGUUCUCUUAAUUCAUGCUGAUGUUGUAGUAUGAUGAUUUUCCCAUCAGUUAUGGGAUUUGUUGACCAGCUCGUGCUGUUUUUUGA